CUUUCUCUGUCUCUCUUCUUUCCUUAAUCUCAACUGAUCAUUACAUCGCUUUGGAGAAUCCAAAAAAAUGGAUAGCAGUUGCAUGGAUGAGACCAUAAGCGAUUCAGCUUCUGCUGCUUCAGCAUCUGUGUCACCGACAACGGUACUCCCUUCACCGCCGGGAAACAAUCUGCCGGAGAAACUAUGCCGAGUCGGAAGCGGAGCAAGCGUCGUUCUAGACUUAGAAAGCGGAAUCGAAGCCGAAUCACGAAAGCUUCCUUCCUCUCAAUACAAAGGUGUUGUUCCUCAACCCAACGGUCGAUGGGGUGCUCAGAUAUACGAGAAACACCAACGAGUUUGGCUUGGAACUUUCAAUGAAGAAGAAGAAGCAGCUAAAGCUUACGAUAUCGCCGCUCAAAGAUUCCGAGGCCGUGAUGCCGUCACUAAUUUCAAACCCUUAUCAGAUACCGAAGAAGACAACAUCGAAUCCAUCUUCUUGAAUACACAUUCUAAGGCUGAGAUCGUUGAUAUGCUUCGUAAACACACUUACAACGAUGAGCUUCAACAGAGCAAACGUAAUUACAGAGGUUGUUAUAGUGCCGGCGGCAAUAAGAGAAACAACGAAGAAGGAUUUUCAGCUUUUUCCGGUUCUUCCGAUAGAGUUUCGAAAGCCCGUGAACAGCUUUUCGAUAAAGCGGUAACACCAAGCGAUGUCGGAAAGCUGAAUCGAUUGGUGAUACCGAAGCAACACGCAGAGAAACAUUUCCCUCUGCAAAUCGGGAGUACUUCGAAAGGUGUUCUCUUAAACUUUGAAGAUAACGGAGGGAAGGUAUGGAGAUUUAGAUAUUCGUAUUGGAAUAGUAGUCAGAGUUAUGUGUUAACAAAAGGGUGGAGCAGAUUUGUGAAGGAGAAGAACUUGAAAGCCGGUGAUAUCGUAAGUUUCCAGCGGUCGACCGGAACUGAUAAACAGCUUUACAUCGAUUGGAAACCCAGGAUUGUGUGUGGGCCAGGUGGGUUUGUUGGUUCAACACAAAUGGUUCAAACGGCUGUUCCGGUUCUUCCUGUUCAGGUUGUUAGGCUAUUUGGGGUCAACCUCUUCAAGAUACCUACAGUUAGUCAUAUUGUCGGUAGCAGUAGCAGUUGGACUGGGAAAAGGGUGAGAGACACGGAUUUCUCAUCUUUGGAUUUCUGUAAGAAGCAACAUUUGUAACAU
Molecule: messenger RNA, 1192 nt
Organism: Telopea speciosissima
Lineage: Eukaryota; Viridiplantae; Streptophyta; Magnoliopsida; Proteales; Proteaceae
Product: AP2/ERF and B3 domain-containing transcription factor RAV1-like
Exons: 1
Coding region: 68-1189 (373 amino acids)
Biological process (GO): regulation of DNA-templated transcription
Molecular function (GO): DNA-binding transcription factor activity; DNA binding
Source: RefSeq, a predicted model, not a curated record